Molecule: messenger RNA, 153 nt
Organism: Bipolaris zeicola 26-R-13
Lineage: Eukaryota; Fungi; Ascomycota; Dothideomycetes; Pleosporales; Pleosporaceae
Exons: 1
Coding region: 1-153 (50 amino acids)
Cellular component (GO): oligosaccharyltransferase complex
Source: RefSeq, a predicted model, not a curated record
AUGAUUACAGACUCCCAACUCUACUCGCUCGCAAUCUUCCUUGGAAGCGCUGCCAUGCUGCUCAUCGUCGUCUAUCAUUUCCUGGAAGUCAACUCCGACGAUCACAAGGUUGAGGAGAAGCCAAGGGCUGCGGGAGCAAAGGUCAAAGCAUGA